Papaver somniferum (opium poppy) is the source of this 3333-nucleotide messenger RNA. RefSeq lists its product as uncharacterized. The coding region runs from base 1 to 3333 and encodes 1110 amino acids. The transcript is spliced from 11 exons. Gene Ontology annotation, molecular function: DNA helicase activity. The record is from RefSeq and is a predicted model, not a curated record. Lineage: Eukaryota; Viridiplantae; Streptophyta; Magnoliopsida; Ranunculales; Papaveraceae. Gene Ontology annotation, biological process: DNA repair; telomere maintenance.
AUGACAAGUAUCAACAGCAAGGCCAGCAGACAGACGGACAUAGCAGAAGGAAUUCGAGGUGAAGAGAAUAUGGGUAUCGUAGAGAUUGUGUUCAGCGGAGAAACGCAACUGGGUAUGUUCCAUCUUUCUUCAUGGGAUCCUUUAAUGUGGAAUCUUAUAACAUCGACAGAGCUGCUCGUCAGAUGGUUUUUGGUCAGGGUGUUAGAGCAUUACUCGGUUGAACCCAAUAAGCGCAGAGAUACCAACAACCACGAUUCAACAGAUGACAACACUUCUGAUAAUGGGGAGCACUACGAAAGUUAUGAGCCAGGUAAUGCAGAAGUUGCUGCCAAAAAUGUUGUGAGUCAACCAAGACCAAGUACUACCGGUGCCUCGACAUCUACAACUUCUACUUCCCGAGUAACAAAUGAAAAUCUUGCUUCCAACUUAAAUCUUCGUAGAAGCCCUCGACUCAUGGGACAUGCUCAAUCUCGGCAUGCACAAAAUGCAAUAUCAAAUCCACAAGGAGUUCAAGUUGGAAGAGGGAGGGGUCGUCCACUUCAAAGUGUUGCAGGAAGAUCCUCAUUCUUGAAUUGUGCGAGAGGCAUUACCUAUAAAGUUGGAUUCAAGAAGUUACAUCUGCCUCCACCAAGCACAUGUCCAAAGUGCCAAGCGAUGAUUUUUUAUCGUGAACCAAAAGGCUUUUGUUGUUCAGAUGGGGAAGUUAUUUUACCAUUUGUUUCACCCCCUAUUGAGCUUUUGGAGAUGUAUGAAGAUCAAACUGAAGUUGGGGAACACUUUCGGAGGUACAUACGACGUUACAAUCAGUGUUUCUCAUUAACGUCAAUUUGGGUGAAUUAUGAUAGAGAAUUAGCUGAUAAUAGAGAAGGUGUCUACACAUUUCGUGUUCAAGGUGAUAUCUACCAUAAAAUAGGCAGUCUUCUACCUCCUGUGGUUGAAAAUGAAACAGACCCUCCAAGAACAGUUCGUCCAAGAUAUAUACAUAUGUAUAUUUAUGAUACAGAUAACGAGAUUAAUUGGAGGAUGGAAGAAGGUGGUGCCGAUCUAAACAGGGAGGUGAUGGAGAAGUUGAGGACAAUUUUGGAUACACAUAAUAGGUUCAUGCAUGUAAUCAGGCCGCUUGCAAAACGAGAAGACAUCCAAAGAUGUAGAUUGGUCAUUAAAGAACAACCUGCAACCAAGAAGCAGUACACGCUUCCAACUGCUUCACAAGUCGCCGCAAUUGUAGUUGAAGGAGAUGGAUUGGACCAGAAUAGUAUGGAUGAGAACGGCAGACAGUUUACAUGCCUUGAGUACUACUCCCACAUGUUACAGAUUCGAAGUCAUGACGCGUCGCUUCUUCUUCGAGGUGGAAGACUACUACAACAAUAUGUUGUGGAUAACUGGGUGAAGAUUGAUUCGUCUAGACUUAGAUGGUUAUCUAAUCAUCAAGAGAAGAUAAGAGCUGAAUUGCAUCAAGGUAUACAAGAUGCACGAAUGGAGGGCGAAACUAGUGCAAAGAAUUUUGGUCAAAGGAAAGUGCUUCCUUCCUCAUACAUGGCCAGACCACCUGACAUGUACCAUCGGUAUCAGGAUGCAAUGACGCUGGUGCAAAAGUACGGUAAGCCCGAUUUGUUCAUUACAAUGAAUUUCAACCCACUUUGGGAUGAAAUUGUGUCCAACCUAAGACCGGGUCAAUCUGCAUCGGAUAUACCCGAUCUGACUACAAGGGUAUUUCGUGCAAAUCUCGAAGAUCUGAAGGAAGAUCUUUUUACCAAGUUAAUAUUUGGCAGAAUAGCUUCCCAUGUGCAUGUUGUUGAGUUUCAAAAAAUGGGUCUUCCUCAUGUUCAUAUGUUGAUUAUAUUGAGAGAUGAGGACAAAUUACAAGGUCCGGAUGAUUAUGAAAAGAUAGUGAGAGAAGAAAUACUUGACCCCGAGGAAGAGCCAGAACUACACGAGUGUGUGAAAAAGUGGAUGAUUCACGGUACAUGUGGUAGUAAGUGCAUGAGAGACGGUAAAUGUAAGAGAAACUUCCCAAAAGAGUUUUCUGAGUGUACUGUGCAAGGAAAAGAUGCAUACCCCGUUUACAGGAGACGUAAUGAUGGGAGACGCGUAGAUAAUAGGAUGUCCGUGCCUUAUAACCCUUGGUUAUUACAUAAGUAUGAUUGUCAUAUAAACGUAGAAAUUUGUAGCAUUGUGGAGAGUAUUAAAUAUCUUUACAAGUAUGUGUACAAGGGUCCGGAUUAUGUAUCUUUUGGAGUGCAACCAGUAGACCAUGACGAGAUAACAAGGUAUAUUAAUGCAAGAUGGGUUUGUGCCCAAGAGGCAAUAUGGAAUAUCUUUAUAUUUCCUCUUUACAAGGACUAUCCUUCGGUAGUGAGAUUACAAAUACACCUUCCCAACCAACAGAGCCUCAGAGGUCCAAUUUCUUUUGAUGAUCUAUUGUUAGUUGACGUAGAGAGAUGCCGAACAUUCAAGAGAGCUGCCGAAAAACUAGGACUCUUAGAGAAUGAUCAGAGUGCGAAAGCGUCUUUGGCUGAAGUAGCAACAGUCAAGAUGUCGUCUGCUCUGGGAAGACAAUUCGCUUCUAUCUUGAACUUUUGGAAUCCAUCGGGGAGUCUGAUUCAAGAGGAGUUGUCGAUUCCUAUAUCCGACGAAGACCUGUCUUCUGUACAAAAGUUGAAUAAAGAGCAGUAUAGGGCCGAUGAUAUAAUCAUGGGAUCAAUUGAGAGAAAGGAAAGUAAAGUCUUCUUCAUAGAUGGUCCCGGAGGUACUGGUAAGACCUAUCUCUAUCGUGCUAUUCUGGCGACUGUCAGGAAAAAUGGUGGUAUUGCGUUAGCAACAACCACGUCGGGAAUAGCUGCUACUAUGCUACCUGAUGGGAGGACAACACACUCAAGGUUUCAACUUCCGAUGACACCAACAUCAACUUCAACGUGUCUUACUAAGAAGCAAACCGAGGAAGCUAAACUUUUGAGGCAUGCUACCGUCCUUAUGUGGGAUGAAGCUACAAUGGAGCAUCGCUACUCUUUGGAAGCAUUUGAUCGGAAGAUGAGAGAUAUCACAGGGGUUGCUGAACCGUUUGGUGAAAAGAUUCUAAUCAUGGGAGGUGAUUUCCGUCAGCGGAUAAUUCGAAAUGACAUUGAAUUACAUUACAUUCUUAACAGAUCACAUUUGUGGGAAAAUGUACAUGUUUUGCAUCUGAAGAAGAAUAUGCGUGCAGCCGAGGAUGCAUCUUAUUAUGAGUUUCUGAUUCGUGUUGGUGACGGGGAUAAACCUUGCGUUGCUAAUGAGAUGAUAAAGGUUCCGGAAGAUAUGGUCAUACCAUGGGUUAGUGAUGCUUCUUUGUCUUAG